Molecule: messenger RNA, 3859 nt
Organism: Phyllostomus hastatus (greater spear-nosed bat)
Lineage: Eukaryota; Metazoa; Chordata; Mammalia; Chiroptera; Phyllostomidae
Product: alpha-1,3-mannosyl-glycoprotein 4-beta-N-acetylglucosaminyltransferase-like protein MGAT4E
Exons: 2
Coding region: 1612-2895 (427 amino acids)
Biological process (GO): protein N-linked glycosylation
Molecular function (GO): acetylglucosaminyltransferase activity
Source: RefSeq, a predicted model, not a curated record
AAACCCUGCCAGGAGGCAAAGAAGGCAGAGGCUGAAGAGACCCAAGCUCCACAGCCUUGUCUCUCCUUAGAUGGUUACAGGUGGCGCGGGGCGGGGCGGGGGCGGGCCGUCACUGUGGGCAGGAGAGGCUAGGAAAGUGAAGUGCCAGAGGUGUCCAGGAGGAAGGGGCGGGGAAGGGCAGGGAGGCCUCUGGGCAACUGGACGAUCUUCCCGGCUUCCCGAGCAGGAGGCUCUCGGGACCCCGGCCCCUUCGUGCUCCCUUGCUGCUGCGCGGCCCAGCCUGGCACCAUGCACCCCUGCCUGUGGAAAUGCGCCCUCGUGGCUGUGUCCUUCCUCUCCCUGAGCUUCUUCCUCCAGGACAAUGAGGGAGAGCCCCUGGAGCAUGGCGUGUUGCUGGUAAGUGCCUCGUGUUGAGGCUGGGCCACUCACCAACGCUUCAGCCGGGAGGAAAGGACCAGUGUCACCCACAGCAGAGGGGCCCUUGAGGGUUCAGGAAAGCAUCCAAAAAACAACAGAUACUGGUUUGGAAAUACAGAUAUUGGUUGGAGCAUCAUCCCGUAACUGAAAGGCUGCGAGUUCAAUUCCCAGUCAGGGCAAUUUUGCCCCCUGGUCCAGGCACCUAAGGGAGGCAACCAAUCGAUGCUUCUCUUUUGCAUUGAAGUUUCCGUCUCUCCCUUCCUCUGUCUCUAAAUGGAAUGAAAAAGUACCCUCAAGUGAAGAUUAAAAAAUCUUUUUAAAGAUGAAUAUUAUUAAAUCCACCUUCACUAUGGACAGGAUUUGAGCGGGGAAGGGAGGAGGAGGGCGUUUUAAGUGUGGAAAAAGCCUUGCACAGACCAUCUCCACUGCCAUGCUGAGGGCAGACCCAGCAUGAGAGAAGGCUGCCUGGGGCCCACUUCCCGUCACCACCUCCCCAGAGAGGCAGUGUUCCUUCCCUUCUCCCGUUGGGGACAGCGGGGAUCGGGAUGGUGGGGACUCCUCCCACGUGCACAAGUCUGCAGCGGAGAAGAUCAGGCUCAGGCUCUGAGGCCCACGUCCUCCCCACACGGUCCAGCCAGCUAGAGCAGAGUCUGAGGGGUGUGAGGAGGGGCAUGGCCAGAACUGAGCAGAGGAAAGGGCUUCAGAAUCGAGGCACCAGGUGUGACUUGCGUAAGGACAAGGCAGACUCGGUCUUCAGCAGCUGCCACAGACCCAGCACAGCCCAAGCAGAGUCAGAUGCGCUGCCAGCUUGUGGUGGUGAAGUUAGACGUGUGGCAAGGUGGGGCAGGCAGGUUCUUGCUCUGCAGAAGCCUGGGACCUUCCAGGGGCACUCCACACGGAACUGGAGAGCACCACUUCCCCGACCCCAGGGCCCACCACCCCUCCCGGAGCACGUGUGCUCUCGUAAUGAGAUGGGAACAGCGCUGCACGGACCCUGACCCUUGGGCGACCUGGGGACUGCCCAGCCUGUCCUAAAAGGGGGAUUCGUCCUCAGUUGUCUCCAGAGGAGCGGGGUGAAGCUCAGGGCUGACGCUUAUCCAUCCUCAGCAGGAGGAAAAGAAAAAGAUAUUACAGCAUCUGGAGCAGGAACAAACCAACUCUGAAAACAAGAACCACGUGGAGAUCUUCAGAGAGAUGCAGAAAAGGCCCCCUGUCCUCCAGCACACCACCUACAGAGUCCUGGCUGGGGCCCCUCCCCAGGAAAAGAAACUGCUGACAGUGGGGAUCUCCUCAGUGCAGCGUCCUCACGGGAGUGCCCUCUUGGACACCCUGCGGUCCCUGUUCCACGUCUCCUCGGGGCCGGAGCUGCGCUGCAUCGUGGUGCUGGUCCACCUGUCAGGCCCUGACCCUGAGUGGCUCAGACAAAUGGCCGCUGAUAUUUCCAGCCUCUUCCAAUCUCACAUAGAGGCCCGGGAGCUGCUCGUGAUCCACGGCCGUCUUGGUGGCUCCCCUGUCCCGGGAGACCCAGGUGACGCUGGCAACUCCUCACCCUGUGCCACUGUGUAUUCCAGGCAGAAGGUCGAUUACACCCUCCUCAUGAACUUUGCUCUCAGCCUCUCUGAAUACUUUCUGAUGAUCGAAGACCGUGUUCAGUGCACCCCCAAGUUUGUCUCUGCCAUCUACUGGGCACUGUCAGCCUGGAGAGAACGGCCCUGGGUGACCCUGGAGUUCUCUGGCCUGAGCUUCUCCGGGAAAGUCUUCCACACCAGCGACCUUGCCCGCCUGACCGAGUUCCUCCUCCUCUUCGCCAAAGAUGUGCCCACUCACCUGCUUCUCUCUGAAUUCCGCCUUCUCUUGGCCCAGCACGUUCCGAUCCGCUUCAGUUCCUCAGUCUUCCACCCCGUGCGCAGUUACUCCAUGCCUGCGGACACCUGCUUUCCUGUGGAGAAGGAACCGGCCUUCGGUGAGCCGGACAACCCGGUAGCCAGCGUCCUCACUGACAUGAGGACAGUAUCGAGUUCGCUUCCAGAGUACGCUUACGUGCUGAACAAGGAGAGCUACUACACCCUCCACCCCCUAAGAGGCAACCACCUGACCGUGGUUUUGGAAAGGCCACAGAAAGUCAUCCGGGUGGAGGUGCUGACAGGCUCUGACAAACAAGGGCUGUACCGGCUGCAGCAGGGCCAAGUGGAGCUGGGCUACAGCCCCCUGCCGCACUCUGAAGGCUGUGCUCACUACGCCCUGCUCGGGCCGCUGGUGGAGGGACACUUGGACCAGAGGGUCUUCUAUGCAGCAGACUCUGCGGAGCAGCUGAGCUGCAUACGGCUGCUGGUGCUGGCCGCUCAGGAUUCCUGGCUGCUCAUCAGGCAGAUCAGGGUCUGGACACAGCCUGAGGAGGAGGAGGAGAGCUGGAGGCACAAGGGGAGUUCUGCGCAGACUGGUCCUGGGCAGGCGGUCUUCACAACCGGCCAGAAAUAAAGCUAGAAACUGGCCAAGGCCUGUGCCCUCUGAGUGGGGUGACCAUGUAAGUUACUGUCCAGACUGGGGUACUUCAGAGACUGGAAGGAAGCACUGUUAAAAAUGACACUAUAACCACAGAUGUAAGCCAGACUUCCCAGGCAAGCAGAAGUGUAUGCUCCUCCUGAUUCCGAUUUUUGCAGGCCACUUACGGUAGAUAACAGUCUGAGGAGGGGGAGAGACAAGACAAUAUCCCUUUGGCUUCCAAGGGCCAGAGAGAGGGGAGGAGUCUCGGUGAGCGGCCUUGGUUCCAAUCUGCACACAAGUGUCACGCCCUCAGAUCUUUCCAUGAGAAGGCUAUCGUCCCACCUAGAACGGCGACGGUCUCGACAGUACCAUGGCCACAAAGGCGGCCCUGACAGUGGCUCCCGUCCACACAUCUCUGCUGUUCAGGGUGCGGUAACAGGAUUCCACAGGCUGGUGGCUUCUAAACAGCAGAAACUUAUUUCUCACGGUUUCGGAGGCUAGGGUGCCAGCUGAUUGGGUGACGGUCGAGGUCCACUCCCUGGCCCACGGACGGCUGUCUUUUUGCUGUGUCCUCACCUGGCACAAGUGGGUGAAAGACCGCUUACAGUAUUUGAUAAGGGCACUGAUGCUAUUCACAAGGGCUCUACCCUCAAGGCCUAGUCACUUCCCAAAGGCUGCACCUCCUAACACCAUCACCCUGGGGGUGAGGGUUUCACCAUGAACGUGCGGGGAGGGCACACGCAGGCCACAGAGAGGCCCAAACCUGCAACGUGCCGAGGCGGAGACCCUGCCGGAGCAGUGUGCUCAGCCGUGCUCAUCACGCGUAUACUGCCUAUACGAGGACAAAGCUGAGCAGCUGCGACCCAGCCUGUGCAGCUCACAAAGUCUAAACCGUUUACUGUCGCUUCCGCUGGCCCCAAGCCCCGUCAGGCUCCGCUGUUGCCAGGCCACACGCACU